Mizuhopecten yessoensis (Yesso scallop) is the source of this 286-nucleotide messenger RNA. Its product is annotated as acetyl-coenzyme A synthetase 2-like, mitochondrial. The record is from RefSeq and is a predicted model, not a curated record. NCBI's taxonomy places the organism in Eukaryota, Metazoa, Mollusca, Bivalvia, Pectinida, Pectinidae. The annotation marks the transcript as partial. Gene Ontology annotation, biological process: acetyl-CoA biosynthetic process. Gene Ontology annotation, cellular component: mitochondrion. The transcript has 2 exons. Gene Ontology annotation, molecular function: acetyl-CoA synthetase activity.
CAUGUGUUUGACUAUCGGGAGGGUGAGAGGUUCGGCUGUGUGGCAGACAUUGGUUGGAUCACCGGCCACACCUAUGUGGUGUACGGACCACUGAGUAAUGGUGCCACAACGGUGUUGUUUGAGAGUACACCCACCUACCCAAAUCCAGGGCGGUACUGGGAGAUGGUGCAGCGACUAAGACUGGACCAUAUUUACUUGGCCCCAACCUCCUUACGACUCCUGCUCAAGGAAGGCAAUGAGUGGGUGAAAAAGUAUGACCGGUCUUCACUCAGGAAACUUGGCUGUG